Molecule: messenger RNA, 2060 nt
Organism: Drosophila rhopaloa
Lineage: Eukaryota; Metazoa; Arthropoda; Insecta; Diptera; Drosophilidae
Gene: frj
Product: lysophospholipid acyltransferase 7
Exons: 7
Coding region: 135-1613 (492 amino acids)
Biological process (GO): phosphatidylinositol biosynthetic process; lipid modification
Cellular component (GO): mitochondria-associated endoplasmic reticulum membrane contact site; membrane
Molecular function (GO): lysophospholipid acyltransferase activity
Source: RefSeq, a predicted model, not a curated record
GAUGUUUAUUCACCUCUAGAACAAACCCAGCUGCAUCAAAAUAAAUACACAACGCGCCUGUGUGGGUUGCGCUGCAUAAACGCAGAAGGCAAUCGUAAAUACAAAUCAAUAGCGGGAGCGGCAUCAAUAGCACCAUGAGUAUCGAUGACGUGAUCUACGUGAUUUGCCUGCUGGCCUGCAUCGGAGCCGGGAGCUAUGUGAGGAAGAUCGCAGACGAGGGCCAGCGCAAGCUGGUGUCCACGGCGCUGGGCGUGAUUGUGGUGGUGAUUGUGUCGGGGCUCCACAGCCUGCACUGCUUCGCUUCCCUGGCGUUAGGCACUGCCGCCGUGCUCCUCGUACACCCAAGCAAAGGCCACCUCGUCACCUUCGUGGUCAUGUUUGGCUACCUGGUGUUUUUCCGCAUGUUCGACUUCUACCUGGGCAUUCCCGGGCACACCAACAUGAUACAAAUGAUACUCACCCUGAAGGUUUCGGGUGUGGCCUUCGAGAAGACAGCCGCCUGGAAACGACUGCAGGCACGCGAAGAGCAGAAGAAGAACGACCAGCGGGAUGUGAACCAGGAGAGUCUCAUCGAGAUAACCGACUACGAUGAGGAACUGCAGACCCUGACUGCCGCCGAGAUUGUGCACUACAGCUUUAACUAUAUAGGAGUUCUAACAGGUCCCUAUUAUCGGUACCGCACGUACAGGGACUACUUUGAGAUGCCCUUUAAGACCCAUGCACCCAGCGUUGAAGCCACCCUGGAAAAGCUGAAAUAUGCGGUUUUCUAUUGCGCUCUUUAUCUGACAACCAACUACUUCUGGCCACUAGAUUAUGCACUGAGCGACGAGUUCUUCAACGAUCGCUCCUUUGUCUAUCGCCUGUUGUACGUGUGGCCCACGUUCUUCACAUUCCGUGCUCGCAUUUACACCGGACUGACCCUCAGCGAAUGUGUCUGCACAAUGGCUGGCUUCGGAGCCUAUCCAGAUGAGUCGGAUCCCAAUAACGGAGAGGGACCGCGGAAACGCUACCAGCACCUGAAACGCGAUGCAGACAAGCACCAUUACAACUUCACAACGAUUGUGAACACCAGAGUACUCGAGGUGGAGAGAUGCUGGACCUUCCGCGAGGGCAUGAAGCACUGGAACGUCUGCGUCCAGUAUUGGCUGGCUGUCAACGUCUACAAACUCUUCCCCAGCAAGAAGUACAGGGUUGGCAGAACUGGCGCUACUUUGCUGUGCUCUGCCUACUGGCACGGAUUCCGACCGGGACACUACUUCUGCAUCAUGGGCGCUCCCUUCUACGUUUCCCUGGAGGACAUGUGGGAUAAGCUGGUGCGCAAGAAUGAAUCUGGCACUAGGCGCAGGGUGAUCGAUGUUCUCUUCUGGAUCUUUAAGUGGUUCGCCUUCAGCUACUUGGGCGAGGCCUUCCUGCUCUCAUCGUUUGGCAACAUUUGGCGGUUCUAUAGCUCCGUUUACCACAUCGGAUACAUAAGCUGGGCAGCGAUGAUUGCGUUGGGAUUAUACCUGACCAGUCAGAGGAAGGCGGCCGAACGUAAAAAGAAUCGCGAGGUGGAGAAGGCAGCUGCCGGAGACAAACCCGAUGGCAAUGCCCAGAAGGAGAAGGCGCAGUAGUGGGCCAAUUCUGAGGCCAACAAUAUCCCUAACUGAUAGUUCAAUUCAUGGACGGCUUCCGAAAAGUUUUCCACUAGAUGCUUUAAAGUCUGUCGGAAGAAAUCGAAAAGUUCUUCUGCGCUAGUUUAAUUCUGUUGUUAAUCGGGAUGAUCAAACAAUAUUCUUUUCUUAGAGAUAUGUUCUCUAUAAAAAUCAGAAAUUUAAUUAUGUACAAAGUGGUAUAGUUACGCCUUCAAUCCGUUACCAUCCAUACUUCUUCUGGGAAAGGUGAUGAUAUUGAUAUUAUAAUAAAUAGGUUUAGUCAAGUAAAAAGUUACUAAAAAGAUAAUUAUAUAUUUUAACCAAAGUAAUUAAAAAUGGAAUCGAAAAAGUUUAAAACAUUGCACCCUACUAUGAUCACUCGCUUUUAAUUCAAAAAUAUAUAUGGCCUUAAAUGAAUUACACAAA